AUGUGCAAUCCUCAUGACAAAUUUGCCUUGUUACAAUUCAAAAACUCAGUAGUUGCUCUUAACUCUCCACCUUUUCUUCCUGUGAAUGAUCGUUGUUCCUCAUAUUUUUCAAAGACGAAAUCUUGGAACAAGGUGACAGAUUGUUGCGGGUGGGAUGGAGUCACGUGCGACUCGAGAUCAGGUCACGUGAUUGGCCUCGACCUUUCAUGCAGUCUUCUUAGAGGUGAGUUACUGGGUUCCAAUAGUUCUAUUUUCAGGCUAAGACACCUUCAACAACUCAAUCUAUUUUCUAAUGAUUUCUUUGGAUCUCCAAUACACUCUGCAAUUGGUGACCUUAUCGACCUCACGCAUCUAAAUAUAUCAUGUGUUGGGAUUAGCGGUGAUGUUCCCUCCACAAUCUCUCACUUGUCAAAAUUAGAACAUCUUCGUAUCAGUAGCAUCGACACAUUUCCUACCAUUAGAAUUGAUGAUUACACAUGGAACAGACUCAUUCACAACGCAACUAAUUUAAGAGAGAUUUAUUUAGAAGAAGUGAACGUGUCUUCUGUCGGAGAGACCUCUUUGUCAUUGUUGACCAAUCUUUCGUCUUCUUUGGUUUCUCUCGUUCUCUGGAACACCCAAAUCCAAGGUAAAUUACCCACCAAUAUCCUCCAAUUACCUAAUCUCCAAGAAAUAGAUCUCUCAGAGAAUGAAAACCUCAUAGGUGAAUUUCCGAAGUCCAACUGGACUACUCCAUUAAGAAUCUUGUCUCUCUCUGGAACUGCUUUCUCAGGGUACAUUCCAGAUUCCAUAGCCCACUUUAAGUUUCUUCACACACUAGAACUUUCGAAUUGCAAUUUUGAUGGAUUUAUUCCACCAUCAUUGUUUAAUCUUACUCAACUUUCUUUCUUAGAUUUAUCAUAUAAUAAAUUAGUUGGCCCCAUUCCAACCCAAAUCACCAAACUUUCUAUAUUAUCGAUCUUAUCCUUGUCUGGUAACAUGUUAACUGGACUAAUUCCUUGCUGGUGUUACUCUUUGCCUUCCUUAUCGUUCUUGGAUCUUAGAGACAACCAGUUCACAGGAUCAAUUGGUGAAUUCUCAGCUACUUCUUUACGAUAUUUGUCUCUCUCUGAUAACAAACUGCUAGGUAAUUUUCCAAAUUCAAUAUUUCAACUCCAAAAUCUUACUUCUUUGGAUUUGCAAUCAACAGGUUUGAGUGGUACCGUGGACUUUCACCAAUUUUCAAAGCUUAAAACUCUAAGUUUUUUGGAUCUUUCUCAUAAUAGUUUGCUCUCACUAAAAUUUGAAAAUAAUUUUGAUUGUAUCUUACCCAACCUUCAGUACUUACAUUUAUCUUCAAGUAAAGUAAGUACUUUCCCAAAAUUCAUAGCACCAAACCUGGAAGUUUUAGAUCUUUCUCAUAACAGAAUUCGUGGAAGCAUUCCCAAAUGGUUUCAUGAGAACCUCUUGCGCUCCUGGAAGAACAUUAGUUACAUUGAUCUGAGUUUCAACAAGUUGCGAGGAGAUCUUCCGAUUCCACCUAAUGGCAUUGAAUUCUUUUCAGUCUCAAAUAAUCAACUGAGUGGGGACAUUUCUUCAGCAUUGUGCAAAGCUAGCACCCUUUCUAUUCUUAAAUUGGCUUCCAACAACUUAACAGGACUUAUUCCACAAUGCUUGGGAACAUUUCCUUAUCUUUGGGCAUUGGAUUUGCAAGAGAACAACCUUUAUGGAAGCAUACCUAAUAACUUUUCUAAAGGAAAUGCCUUUAAUACUCUAAAGUUGAAUGGAAAUCAGUUGAAGGGAUUGUUACCACAGUCUUUGGCUUAUUGUACAAAACUUGAAGUUUUGGACCUUGGAAACAAUAACAUAAAGGAUAUGUUCCCCGGUUGGUUAGAAACUUUGCCAAAUUUACAGGUACUCAGUUUACGGUCAAAUAAAUUUCAUGGUGUCAUCACUUCUUUCGGCACCAAACUUCCAUUUCCUAGGUUGAGGAUUUUUGACAUCUCUAAUAACUAUUUUACCGGACCCUUGCCAGUGUCAUACAUCCACAACUUUCAAGGAAUGAUGAAUACUAAUGACAAUCAAACUGGUUUGGAAUAUUUGGGUGAUAAUAGUGUAUAUAAUGAUUCGAUAGUGAUUGUGAUGAAAGGGGUGUACAUAGAACUCACGAGGAUACUGACUGUUUUCACAACCAUUGAUUUAUCAAAUAAUAUGUUUGAAGGAGAAAUUCCGACAGUCAUUGGAGAGUUGCAUUCUCUGAAAGGGCUUAACCUUUCACACAAUAGAAUCACUGGUACCAUUCCACUAUCACUGGGUAAUUUAAGCAAUUUGAAUUGGUUGGACCUCUCAUGGAACCAGUUGAAGGGUGAGAUUCCUAUGGCUUUGACAAAUUUGAAUUUUCUGGCGGUAUUGAACCUUUCACAAAACCAGUUUGAAGGAAUGAUACCUAAAGGUGGACAAUUUAACACAUUUGAAAACUAUUCCUAUGUUGGAAAUCUAAUGUUGUGUGGAAUCCCUUUGUCAAAAUCCUGCAAAGAGGAUAAAGAAAAGUCAUCAUAUUCAACACUUGACAAAGAAGAAUCCGGAUUUGGGUGGAAAUCCGUUAUAGUGGGAUAUGCAUGUGGGAUGAUCUUUGGAAUAAUAUUGGGUUGUAAUAUAUUCUUCCUUGGAAAACCUCAAAUGCUUACAAGACUUGUUGAAACAUGUUUCAACGUGAGACUGGUCUAAUAAG
This is a messenger RNA of Vigna umbellata (rice bean), 2710 nucleotides long. Its product is annotated as receptor-like protein 7. Lineage: Eukaryota; Viridiplantae; Streptophyta; Magnoliopsida; Fabales; Fabaceae. The record is from RefSeq and is a predicted model, not a curated record. Gene Ontology annotation, molecular function: protein binding.